CGGUUUUUCCUAGUCUAACUCCUUUUAAUAAAAUGACCCGAUAAAACCAACCGUAAAAUUAGGGUUUAUAUCCAUAUCCCUAAAUUGACAUUUGCAGUGUAAAUGGCGGAUUCGUCGGAGGGGGAGGAUGAAGGGAAGCUGACCUGUGGAAACCAGCUGCUUGUGGUGGAAAAUGACCUCCGUGAAAUGGCGAAAAUGGCUGCAUGGAGCGUCAGCUCUUGCAAGCCUGGAAAUGGUGUCGUUUCUCUUCGAGAUGACAACCUAGAUACCUAUUGGCAAUCAGAUGGUGCGCAGCCUCAUCUAGUUAAUAUCCAGUUUCAGAAGAAAGUAAAACUGAAGCUAGUAGUUCUGUAUGUUGAUUUCAAGCUUGAUGAGAGUUACACACCUAGUAAGAUAUCAGAGAUAAAAGCAGUGGAACUUGUUAAGCCAGCUGGAUGGGUGUACAUACCGUUAUCUGGGACGGAUCCAAGGAAUCCUAUCCCACACCAACCAUUUCAGUUUACUUCGACUGAGUUCAUUACUUACAGUACUCUGAGAUGAAGUGAAUCUUUGGUUGAAAUAGAGAAAUUAAAAGUAUCACGAUUUGUACCUUUUAUAGGAAGAUGAGGUUAUUAUCGUAAUUUCUAGAGAGGUCAUGCUUUUGAAAAAUUGCUCAAUCUGUUGUACUGAUUCGUCAUGAUAUUCCGCGAAUGGGCUGAGUAAUUUUGAAUCAAUUGUAGGUUUGUUGACAUGAACUACCAGAAGUUGCAGUUCAGAGGUGUCAGUUUUUCACAAAUUGGUGACUUUUAGUUAUGUGCAUGAGCCCCUUCUGAGAUCCAAGUAUGAUAGUUUAAACUUACUGGGCAUGUUGGUUUUCAAUUAUUUAAUGCACUGCCUAGUUUGUCAAAUUUUUCAAGUCGCCCCUUGUCUUUGUAUUGUAUUAAUAUUUUGCAUUUCUUUUCCUGAAGAGAGCAAGAAUAUUUUGUAAUGAAAUGAUAUUAGUCACCAUGAAGUGUUGCAAAUGAACAUUCCAC
Molecule: messenger RNA, 1013 nt
Organism: Striga asiatica
Lineage: Eukaryota; Viridiplantae; Streptophyta; Magnoliopsida; Lamiales; Orobanchaceae
Source: the annotation of a GenBank genome assembly